AUGCUGGGAGGUCAGCGCCGCGAGGGCGGCUUAGUACGGGCUGUCAAGGAAGCAAAGAAGCUUCGAUUCAGCUCCGCGGAACUGAGACAAUUGACUGAGGAAACACACUGUUUCCGCGCGCAGGCGGGAGAGCGGAGGCCAGUAGAAGGCGGUUUGAACGCCGUCCAGCUAUUGGGCCUCUUCAAGCUCAGUAAUGCCGUCAGCUACUUGUUCGCUGACAGGUUCUCGCGCCUCUUCUGGUUGCAUCGUACUCAAGACAGAGGUGUGGAGAUAGGAUUCGAGGAGUUCGUAAAAGUUCUGUCCCUUUGGACGCGAGGAACUCCACAUCAGCGUCUGACGCUGUUAUUCCACCUCUACGACAGAGGCAACAAGGGAUACGUGGUUAAAGAUGACAUAGUCGAGAUCAUGCAGUCACUUUUCCUCUGCUUUCUCAAGUCUGGAGUCGUUCCCUUUGACUGGAACAGUGAAGAAUUCAAGGCGAAAGCAGCGUAUGGAAUUCUGGAGGCGUGGGCUGAUGCGGCGAUACAGCAGUUUCAUGGAGAAGAUAACCAGAAGCUUCUGUGGUACAAUGAAUUUUUGCAGUGGAUAGUUCACAUGCCUGGUGUCGCGGAGACUCUGUGCGUACCGACGGAUGUCCGCACGUGGUUGUACAACGAAGAUCGCUUGGGAAUAAGGGCGUGA
Molecule: messenger RNA, 681 nt
Organism: Besnoitia besnoiti
Lineage: Eukaryota; Apicomplexa; Conoidasida; Eucoccidiorida; Sarcocystidae
Exons: 8
Coding region: 1-681 (226 amino acids)
Source: RefSeq, a predicted model, not a curated record